Molecule: messenger RNA, 789 nt
Organism: Trifolium pratense (red clover)
Lineage: Eukaryota; Viridiplantae; Streptophyta; Magnoliopsida; Fabales; Fabaceae
Product: heavy metal-associated isoprenylated plant protein 39-like
Exons: 3
Coding region: 140-529 (129 amino acids)
Molecular function (GO): metal ion binding
Source: RefSeq, a predicted model, not a curated record
UCUCUAUUAUAGAAUUUAAUUAUCUAGCACUUUGUAUAUAAUAAAACCUUAUGCAAGAUUUUAGUUUAACAGUUCAAUUAGAACAUCCUUCUUCAUCAAAACUUCAUUAGCAACUCUACUACACUACCUUCAAAUCAAUAUGAAGAAAAUAGUGUUAAAGGUAGAACUCUACGAUGAUAGAAUCAAGAAAAAAGCCAUGAAGGCAGUAUCUGGAAUUUCAGGGGUUGAGUCUGUUUCAGUGGAAAUGAAGGAUCAAAAAAUGACAUUAAUUGGAGACAUAGAUACUGUUGAUGUUGUGGGAAAGUUAAGGAAAUUAUGUCAUGCUGAAAUAAUUUCAGUUGGACCAGCCAAAGAAGAGAAAAAAGAAGAACCAAAGAAAGAAGAGCCAAAGAAAAAGGAUCCAAAAGAAGAAAUGGCUGAUCUUGUUAAGGCAUAUGAAUCAUAUUAUAAUCAAUUGAGAUCACAACCAAAUCCUUAUUACUAUUAUAGAACUGUGGAAGAGUCUCCUAGUGGAUGUGUUAUUUGUUAAGAAAUUAAAAUAUUAAUUAUGGAAUUUGAGAGAGUAAAUAAUUGAGAACAAGAGAAAAAAAAAGAUUGAGGUUCGAUUUUAUUGGAUCUUUUCUUGUUUUUAGAUUUUGGCAUUUUCUCUUAUCUAAUAAGCUAAGAAGAAAGGGAUGUUCAAGCAUGGGAGAAUAAUUUGUACAUUAUUUUGUGGGGUAGGCAUAUUUUUAAUUUUUGUUGUCUUGAUAAUAUAUAGUGUAUUCAAAAUUAUGGUUGAUGUUUAUCUUG